Molecule: messenger RNA, 898 nt
Organism: Pseudogymnoascus destructans
Lineage: Eukaryota; Fungi; Ascomycota; Leotiomycetes; Thelebolales; Thelebolaceae
Exons: 5
Coding region: 43-891 (282 amino acids)
Source: RefSeq, a predicted model, not a curated record
GUCGAAAUAUAUCGCAAAUCAAGGGUUUAUUACGUAGAAGCUAUGGACAGCCCCAUUGCUGCUAAUGUCCUCGGGACACUCGGUUCAGUUUGUUGGUCUAUCCAGCUCAUUCCUCAAAUAAUUAUCAAUUACCGCCGACACUCGACGGAAGGUUUGCAGCGUUCGAUGAUGCUUCUUUGGGCCAUUGCUGGUGUUCCGCUUGGUGUCUUCAACAUUACAAGCAAUUUCAAUAUUGCGCUUCUUAUACAGCCGCAAAUCCUAACACUUCUGAGCUUGAUUACUUGGACUCAGUGUUUCUAUUAUGGUGAUAAACUAUCCAAGGGAAAAUGUACUGCACUUGUGUCUGGGAUGGCAGUAUUGUUUGGAGGCGUUGAGACUGGUUUAGUCUUCGCGCUGCGGGCUGGGAUCAAUCAAGGAACUCAUUGGCCAGUAAUCUUAAUGGGUGUUCUAUCAACUGUCUUGCUCUCUGCUGGCGUAUUAAGGCAUUACUACGAUAUUUGGGUACAUCGUACCGUUCGCGGAAUUAGCUUCAUCUUUGUUGGUAUUGACGCCGCAGGCGACGUCUUUUCCCUUAUUUCUGUUUUUUUCCAACCCGAACUCGACAUCCUCGGAAUGGUGAUCUACGCAACAGAAUUCGUGCUAUGGUGUGGUGUAUUUGCAUGUGGUGGUUAUUUCAACCUGAUGCCUUGGUUGAGGCAGAAGGCUAGCCAGAGAUCAACACGUCGACGGCAAGAAGCUGAUCUCGCAGCUAUGGAGCGAGUGGGUCAGGGGGCCGGUGAGUCAAAUGAUAUUAACUUGCAAGGGAUUCCCUCGUCCACUUCGGUGUUCCGAACUCCAUCAUCGUUACUAUCAGCAAGAAGCUCUGUCCACUCAUUGGAACGAACACCAUAGAUGCAAC